UUGUGUAUCGGAGUUGCCUCUUCUCCUCUUCUUCCAAACAUUGAAACUCCCCGUGGUAAUAUCAGACAGUUAGUCAGCUUUCCUUACUCAUCUUCCUUUGCCCCAUCCUCCUACUGCUCUCAUGGUUCAGUCCGUUGCGCCAGUGUUGGUCUUGAAACUGGCUCCCCGCUUGCUACUUCGCUAGCCAACCCCACCGCAAAAGCCGAAAGGCCAACGGGUGGCCUAUGCUAUCCAACUUCUUCAUCCUCCGUUUGCUCCGCCCCUUCAUCUACCCAUUUUCCCGCCGCCGCCCCUGUUAGCAGUGAAGGUGAAUACAACCGUGGUCACUGGGCAAGAACCAGUCUUACCACAUCUCACUGGCAUAGACGUCAUCACCAGCAACAGCACGUCCAGUUCGGAGACGAAUCUGGUUCUACUGAAGGAGACAUCGGCAAUGGCUUCUCCUACUGCAUGAGGACACCGGCAGGAAAUCAAAAGAGAGCCGCAACCACCACCGAGGACAAUAAUUUCUGGCUUAUCAGCGUCCGGUUGUCCGCCCAACGCAGAUACAGAUGUUUUCUUUUUCAUGUUUAUGCGGACUCUAGCGAAAUUAGAUAG
This is a messenger RNA of Protopolystoma xenopodis, 597 nucleotides long. NCBI's taxonomy places the organism in Eukaryota, Metazoa, Platyhelminthes, Monogenea, Polystomatidea, Polystomatidae. The record is from the annotation of a GenBank genome assembly.